AUGCCAGCCUCGAAGAUCCUCCUCCUCAACGGCCCCAAUCUCAACCUCCUGGGCACCCGUGAACCCACCAUCUACGGCUCAGACACCCUCUCCGACAUCGAAUGCCGUGCAAGCGCCCAGGCCUCCGCCGCGGGCGUCACCCUCUCCUCUUUCCAGACGAACGGGGAAGGGGCGCUGGUGGACCGGAUCCACCAGGCCCGGACAGAAGGGGUAGAUGCCAUCGUGAUCAACCCGGCGGCAUUCACGCACUAUAGUAUCGCGCUGAGAGACGCGCUGUUGGGGGUCGACAUCCCGUUUGUGGAGGUGCACAUCAGCAAUGUGCAUGCGCGGGAGGAGUUUAGGAAUAGGAGCUGCUUGAGCGAUAAGGCGGUGGGUGUCGUGUGCGGGCUGGGGACGUACGGGUAUCAGGUUGCGAUGGGUUAUUGUUUGGAGCAUUUGAAGACCAAGGCGAAGCUGUGA
This is a messenger RNA of Drepanopeziza brunnea f. sp. 'multigermtubi' MB_m1, 459 nucleotides long. RefSeq lists its product as uncharacterized. Gene Ontology annotation, biological process: quinate catabolic process. The record is from RefSeq and is a predicted model, not a curated record. NCBI's taxonomy places the organism in Eukaryota, Fungi, Ascomycota, Leotiomycetes, Helotiales, Drepanopezizaceae. Gene Ontology annotation, molecular function: 3-dehydroquinate dehydratase activity.